GGGGGAGGGAGGUUAACGUUUGCAGUUCCCUAACGGAAAGAUCCCACCAGCCAACCCAGCACCGCCACUGCUGCAUGCAUCCGCUCAUUUUUAUGGUCACUAACAGCCUAUCCCGGUAGUGGAAGGUGGAGAGAAGUGGGAGGCAGGGAGAGAGAUAGAGAGAGAUUCGGACAGCGAGAAUGGCCGAGAGAAAGAGGAACUGGAAUAAAGAAGAUGACCUGCCUGUGUAUCUAGCUAGGCCAGGCACGACAGCCCAGACACCGCGACAGAAAUACGGGGGAAUGUUCGCCUCCGUGGAGGGGGCCUAUGAGAACAAAACCAUCGACUUCGACGCCUACAGCGUGGGGAAGAAGGGGUCCCGGACUCCGCGGAGCGGCAGCCGGCACGACAUGCUGGACGGAGGGGACAACUACAGCGAGACCGCCAGCGACAUCAGCGAGAUCUCCGGCUCCGUCAUCAGCUCCCCGGGAGACCGGGAGGACAAGACCCCGGGCGUGGAGAUCAAAUACCCCAUGGGGAAGGAGCUGCUGCAGGGCCAGGACAAUGGACAGAGUGACCGACUGCUCAUUAAAGGCGGAAGAAUUAUCAAUGAUGACCACUCCUUCUAUGCAGACCUAUACCUUGAAGAUGGACUUAUAAAGCAAAUAGGAGAGAAUCUGAUUGUCCCUGGAGGAGUCAAGACCAUAGAGGCUAAUGGGCGCAUGGUUAUUCCUGGGGGAAUAGAUGUCAACACUUAUCUACAAAAGCCCUACCAAGGGAUGACUGCUGUUGAUGACUUCUAUCAAGGCACAAAAGCAGCGCUAGCAGGGGGCACCACCAUGAUCAUUGAUCAUGUGCUUCCAGAACCUGGAUCUAGUUUACUGACCUCCUUUGAGAAGUGGCAUGAGGCAGCUGAUACCAAAUCCUGUUGUGAUUAUGCUCUCCAUGUGGACAUCACCAGCUGGUAUGAUGGGAUUCGAGAAGAGCUGGAAGUACUUGUGCAAGACAAAGGUGUGAACUCUUUUCAAGUCUACAUGGCGUACAAAGAUCUCUACCAAAUGUCCGACAGCCAGCUUUAUGAAGCCUUUACCUUUCUAAAGAGUCUUGGAGCUGUUAUCCUGGUUCAUGCUGAAAAUGGAGACUUGAUAGCUCAGGAACAAAAGCGCAUUCUGGAGAUGGGAAUCACUGGACCUGAGGGACAUGCCCUGAGCAGGCCAGAAGAGCUUGAAGCAGAAGCAGUUUUCCGUGCCAUCACAAUUGCCAGUCGAAUAAACUGCCCAGUGUACAUCACCAAGGUGAUGAGUAAGAGUGCAGCUGAUAUCAUUGCACAGGCCAGGAAGAGAGGUCCCCUUGUUUUUGGAGAGCCGAUCACUGCCAGCUUGGGGACAGAUGGGACACAUUACUGGAGCAAAAACUGGGCCAAGGCUGCAGCUUUUGUGACCUCACCACCUCUGAGCCCUGACCCUACUACUCCAGACCACUUAAAUUCUCUCUUAGCAUGUGGGGACCUGCAGGUGACGGGAAGUGGACAUUGCCCCUAUAGCACUGCCCAGAAAGCCAUUGGAAAGGACAACUUCACUAUGAUUCCCGAAGGGGUCAAUGGAAUUGAGGAGAGGAUGACUGUUGUCUGGGACAAAGCUGUAGCCACUGGCAAGAUGGACGAGAGCCAGUUUGUAGCUGUCACCAGCACCAAUGCUGCCAAAAUCUUUAAUCUGUAUCCAAGAAAAGGCCGGAUUGCUGUAGGAUCUGAUGCUGAUGUUGUUAUUUGGGACCCUGAUAAGGUGAAGACUAUAACAGCCAAAAGCCAUAAAUCGGCCAUUGAGUACAACAUCUUUGAAGGAAUGGAGUGCCAUGGUGCCCCUCUUGUGGUCAUAAGCCAAGGAAAGAUUGUGUUUGAAGAUGGAAAUCUGCACGUAAAUAAGGGAAUGGGCCGCUUCAUCCCUCGCAAACCUUUCCCUGAAUAUCUUUACCAGCGCAUCAAAAUCAGGAACAAGGUGGGAGGACUGCAAGGAGUCUCCAGAGGAAUGUAUGAUGGACCUGUGUAUGAAAUCCCAGCUACGCCAAAAUAUGCAACUCCUGCACCCUCCACUAAAUCCUCCCCUGCCAAAAACCAGCCCCCACCAAUUAGAAACCUCCAUCAAUCCAAUUUCAGCUUAUCAGGAGCUCAGAUUGACGACAACAACCCACGUCGUACUGGCCACCGCAUCGUGGCACCUCCCGGUGGGCGCUCCAAUAUUACCAGUCUUGGCUGAAAAACAAUGAUGGACAGAAACACAAGGAUGAAGGAUCACGGGAAUAAUGUCCAUUCCCUUCAAUAUCUGUGUUAUCGAGCCCACAGUUUUAUUUGGUACUAACAGAAAUAAAAACUGAAAUGUCUUUCUUUUUUUCUUUUUUUUCUCUUUUAUUUUUCCUUUUUUUUUUUUUUUUUUGUAUAGAAAGAGGUGAUAAUAGUGUGGUGUGUUUGCUUGGAACUACUUGCCUCACAAUUGUGCUUUCAUGCCAUAGUCACCUUAAAGCAUGGUGCUUCCAUUGCCCCUUUAGUGACUACAGGUUUUAGCUUUGUCUCGUAACUGAAUGAUGGUUCCUUUUCGCUGUAUUAGAGUAGUUAAUGCAUGUUACUGAGUUAUUUAUGCAAGUUGCAUUCUGUGAGUGAGUCCCUUUAGAACACAUUGCCAACAAUUGACUAGACACAAUGCCAAGAUUAAUGUCUGUAUUUAAGAAACAACACCAAAAACACUAAUGAAGGAAGAAAAUGGCCAUCUGGAAGGUAAGCAGUAGAGUAGUAUAGGCAGCUUCUGUUUAAUCUUUAAUUUAUUAUAAACCCAAGAAGCACUUCUCUCAAGACACAGAAACUCACUGGGACAUGUAAUGACAAAUGGUCUCCGUAGCACCUGUCUGUUCCCACUCGGUACAUUCCAAGUCUGUGUCCUUCUUGUUUCCAUUUUAGACAGAGCCAUAGUUUUUACAUACCAAUGCCAUUGCCACCCCUACAGGGAUUUCUCCACCUGGGCAGUAGUGCUCUCCUUCUGCAUGAGAUUUUUGGUACUUACAGAUAAUACAAGUUGCUGUCGGAUUUUUAAAGUUUUGUACAAAUUUUUUCCUUUGUAAUCACAUACAUUUUUACUUACUCUACCGUAUCAAGAUCUACUAGUCGUGGUUCAAUUUCUGAAUUCAAAGCUUGUGAAAUAAAGGAAAUUAAUUGA
Molecule: messenger RNA, 3182 nt
Organism: Parus major (Great Tit)
Lineage: Eukaryota; Metazoa; Chordata; Aves; Passeriformes; Paridae
Gene: CRMP1
Product: collapsin response mediator protein 1
Exons: 14
Coding region: 180-2231 (683 amino acids)
Cellular component (GO): cytosol; cytoplasm
Molecular function (GO): hydrolase activity, acting on carbon-nitrogen (but not peptide) bonds, in cyclic amides
Source: RefSeq, a predicted model, not a curated record